Messenger RNA from Camellia sinensis, 2464 nucleotides. NCBI's taxonomy places the organism in Eukaryota, Viridiplantae, Streptophyta, Magnoliopsida, Ericales, Theaceae. The record is from RefSeq and is a predicted model, not a curated record.
UUUCGUGCUCCAUGUGUCUUGGCUUUUAUAGUUUGAACAUUCUAUGAACUGCUAGAUUUCAGCUUUAAUUUGAUGGUCUUUUUUUGCGAUGGACCAAGAAUAUUUGAUGCCGCUGCAAUGAUGGAAUUUACAUUGUCUCCUUGGGAUCUGAUAAUGUUUUGGGUGUAGGCCUUGGAACACACCAUUUAACGCUUAUAAUUCCUCUCUUCCAAAAUAAAUAAGUUGAAUUAAUGUUUUUAUUAAUGACUAUUGAUUAAUCUAUAUAUUACUGAAUGGAGGAAGGAUCACAGAGUAAUUUGAAAAAAUAGAGGUGAAAAACGUAGCAGAGAAGUCUUGGAACAACUAAUGUGCCAGUAAAAGGUCUUGUAUUCCUUUAGUUCUAACAAGGAGAUUUUUCAUCUCAACUGGAGUCUUGAAAUAGAUAUUUAAAAUGUAAAUACAGUAUUACUUCUAUCUAUGUUAAUUGGUUUCUUUUCUAUGGUUUUAGUAAACAAAGAAUUGUUAAUUAAUGGAACAUGAAAAAAUAAAAUACCCUGGAAAUGAAAUUUAAGGUCAUAAUUUUGUGGGAAGAAGAGUAUACAUUAUGUUGAUGUUUGGUGCAUUAUGUCUGAGUCAUAGCACUUGACAUGUACGCCUUGAAUCUUUAGUGAAAUCAAGCACUUGACAUGUAGAUAAGCCAAAUCAAGCAUCAUAUCUGGCUGUCCAAAUUCUAAAGCAUACUUCUAGCUGCUUAACCUUGGCUGGUGAGGAGUAGAUUGUUUUCAAACUUGGCAUGCUGUAUGCUUUUAGACUUUUCUUAGGUGUGCUCUUUCUAAUUUAUAUCAGGUUGUCGCUCUUAUAAUUGAAUCCAAGUGUGCAGAGAACACACCAUGGUUAGAUUGAUUACUGAAGUAAAGAAAAAUACACAGAUGAAAAUUGUCUAUGACCAUGAAAUUAGAGUUUGUAGUUCCAGUUCAUUAUUAGAGUUAGGGUACCUCUUAGGUAGAGCUCUCAUAAAAAAUAAAUAAAUAAAAUUUGCAAGUGAGAUAGUGGAUUUUUGUUUUUUUUAUACUAUCCAUAUACCCCAACCCCUAGUAUCUCCUCCAGUUCACUCCUUAUUUUUCUCUAAUAUAUUUUGUUUCUAAAAGUAAUGGUCUUGAUGUUUUGUUGUUUGUAUUGUUAGUGUCAUAUCAAUUACUUGAAAAAAAUAUUUGAGGCCAAGAUGAUAGUUUUGUGUCCUUAGCAAAAUGGAGGAUCUUGAAUAGACUGCAUGAUAGGAAUGAGACUUUAUAUUUAUACUACCGAGUAAGUUUGGUGGCAAUUAUUAGCUCGUAAACAACAAGUGAUUUAAGAAUUAAUUAUAAUUUCUCUUUAGCUAGAGAGAAAUAAUUUGAAGCAAUGCUGUAUUGCUGUUGCUUUUCUCUCCAUGUCCUUGCUGAUAACAUAGAAGAUUUUGCUCCAAUAAUAUACACUCCUACAGUAGGAUUGGUUUGCCAAAACUAUUCAGGGUUGUUUAGACGCUCACAGGGAAUGUACUUCAGUGCAAAAGAUAAAGGAGAAAUGAUGUCCAUGAUCUAUAACUGGCCUGGUCAUCAGGUAUUUUGGAAAUCUAAAAUGCAUUAAUGCCCAGUUUUGUUCUCUUUUUUGCUUUUACCUUCAUCUUGGUGAUGCAUUAAGAGUGCUUUGUACUUGUACUGGAUCAGAUGGUAAACAAAGCAAGGUAUAAAAAUGUGUUCAGUGUAGCAAUGUUGUUUGCUGUGAAUAAUGAAUAUAUACAUUACAAAAUGAGCACUUUUGCUCGCUUAGAAAUGAAAAUUGGUUCAGCACUCCUUGCCACUUAAAGGUUAUGUUCAUCAUUGCAUUUGACAUAUCAUGGGUAUAUGGCUUCUUCUGUAUUACAGCUUGACAUGAUUGUCCUGACAGAUGGCAGUCGCAUUCUUGGUCUAGGUGAUCUUGGGGUCCAGGGAAUUGGAAUACCUACUGGAAAACUUGAUAUGUAUGUCGCUGCUGCUGGUAUCAACCCACAGAGAAUACUUCCAGUUAUGCUUGAUGUUGGUACCAACAAUCAAAAGCUUCUUGGAGACCGUCUUUAUAUUCACUUUACUGUGAUAGGCCUUGAAUACUGCAAUAUUCGAUGCCUCUCUCUCUCUCUCUCGCUCGCUCUCUUUUCACACACGCAGAGAGGAGAGAUUUGGGACUUCGGCAACCUUGUUUGGAAGGAAAGGAGUAUCUAUCAAUUGUUGAUGAAUUUAUGGAGGCAAUUCACACCUGUUGGCCCAAGGCUAUUGUGCAGUUUGAGGAUUUUCAAAUGAAGAGGGCUUUUGAAAGACUGCAACGGUAUCAAAAAAAGGUUCUGCAUAUUCAAUAAUGACAUGCAGGGAACUGCUGGUGUUGCAUUGGCAGGACUGCUUGGAACUGUAAGGGCACAAGAUCGACCAUUGACUGACCUUGUGAACCAAAAGAUAGUUGUAGUUGGAGCUGGAAG